ACCUGUCCCCACCCUUUUACCACCUCGUGACUUGAGUGGGUUUUUUUUGCUGCGCAAAGAUACGAGUAUAUCUUUGGUUAAAAGAGUGAGUGGGAAUCGAUUCGUUCUUGAUCUAAGGAGUUUCCCCACCUGAAUACGAUGCAGAAUUUGGUUAUGAUCGCGGCUUUGUGUCUGUCCGGGCUGUUUAUAAGUUGUGCUGUUACGUCGGCAGAAAAUGCUGCAGCAACAACUACACCAAAUACACUUGCAGCACUUAACAAGACCUCUCUUACCACACCCGCGCAUGUGACCAACACAACUAAGCACCAUACCACACCCGCGCAUGUGACCAACACGACUACUGUACAUAAUACCACAACUGCGCAUGUGACCAACACAACUAAGCACCAUACCACACCCGCGCAUGUUACCAACACCACUGCUGCAAACCAUACCACACCCGCGCAUGUUACCAACACCACUGUUGCAAACCAUACCACACCCGCGCAUGUUACCAACACCACUGUUGCAAACCAUACCACACCCGCGCAUGUUACCAACACCACUGCUGCAAACCAUACCACAACAAUGCAUCCACUAACAACUGUUCUGCCUACAUUAUCGCCCAAUUCCUCUCUCCCAAUAACUGGCCAGUAUAAUGUUACAACGAAGAAUGCUACUUGCAUCAAGAUAACAAGUGGAAUACAACUUAUUGUCAUCGCAAAGCCUAAAAACAUGUAUUUCAAUAUUCUGCCUGGGAUAAUUGUGCCUUCGGGGAAAUGUGGAAAUGUUGCUCCCUGGAUCAAUUUAAAUUUUAAAGCUGGAUUUUUAAACUUCACCUUUGGGCAGGAUGGAAAAAAUUAUUACAUCAGUGAAAUAAGUACUACCCUGCAUUCCAUGAACAACCUGGGGAAUACUUAUACAGGAAUUAUAAAGAAUAUGAAGCUGUUUCAUACUAAACUUGGUCACUCGUACAAAUGCAAAAGCAAGCAGGUUGUGGCGUUUUCAACUAAUACUUUGCAAGUUUUGUUGAUUGAUACUCAGCUCCAGGCAUUCAACAUCCCCGGUGGAACAUUUGGUAAAGCAGAGGAAUGCUUCUUGGACUACAGAUAUGUUCUUCCUGUCGCCUUUGGAGUAGUUCUUGCUGGGGUGAUCAUUCUUAUAAUCAUCGUGUAUUUGAUCUGUCGACGUCGCCAAGCUGCAGGUUAUCAGCGGAUCUGAGGAGAGACGAUACUUGCUUGUUGAUUUAAUUAGCCUUCUCAAUGAUGUUAAUAGCGUGUGUAUCAACUGCACUGAUGUUUUUAUUCACCCCGUUCAGUUUACCUGGAGAUUUCCAUAAAUGUGCUUGUAGAAUUAUUGGUCGAGGACUAGUUGAUUCCCAUUUUAGGCUGGGUAACCCCAGCCGUGUUAUACUUUAGUGUAUAUUUUCUGCAUUACUUUGUUUAGAAAUGAUUAAGAAUUAAAAUCAUGCAGCUUAAUGCCUUUCUGUUUGUGGUGACAGGGUAUUUCUCAGUUUGAAACCCAUUUUGAACAUUUUCACUUUUAUGCUAAAAAAAAUAAAUUAAUUAAUGACUGAUCACGCCA
This is a messenger RNA of Amblyraja radiata (thorny skate), 1563 nucleotides long. It is a transcript of the gene lamp3, whose product is annotated as lysosome associated membrane protein 3. Gene Ontology annotation, cellular component: lysosomal membrane; late endosome membrane; plasma membrane. Gene Ontology annotation, biological process: establishment of protein localization to organelle. NCBI's taxonomy places the organism in Eukaryota, Metazoa, Chordata, Chondrichthyes, Rajiformes, Rajidae. The transcript has 6 exons. The record is from RefSeq and is a predicted model, not a curated record. Bases 139 to 1200 code for a protein of 353 amino acids.